Messenger RNA from Peromyscus californicus insignis, 2675 nucleotides. It is a transcript of the gene Palm, whose product is annotated as paralemmin. Lineage: Eukaryota; Metazoa; Chordata; Mammalia; Rodentia; Cricetidae. The transcript is spliced from 9 exons. Gene Ontology annotation, cellular component: membrane. The coding region runs from base 159 to 1313 and encodes 384 amino acids. The record is from RefSeq and is a predicted model, not a curated record. Gene Ontology annotation, biological process: negative regulation of adenylate cyclase activity; positive regulation of filopodium assembly; regulation of cell shape.
GCGGCGCGCGCACGAGCCCACCCGGCCGCGCCCGGACAAUACCCGGCGCGCUGGGGACGAUGCCCGCGCCGGUGCCGCCCCCGCGCCGCGCAGCCCUGGCCGCCAGGCCCUAGAGUCGGCCCUGCCCCGCGCUGCACCGCCCACGGACCUCGCGGGAGAUGGAGGUCCUGGCGACAGACACUGCGUUCCAGCAGGAGCGACUUCAGGCCAUCGCAGAGAAGCGCAGAAAGCAGGCAGAGAUCGAGAGCAAGCGGAGACAGCUGGAGGAUGACCGGAGACAGCUGCAGUACCUCAAGUCCAAGACCCUGCGGGAACGCUGGCUGCUGGAGGGGACGCCGUCCUCAGCCUCUGAGGGCGAUGAGGAUAUGAAGAAGCAGAUGCAGGAUGAUGAACAGAAGACUCGGGUCCUGGAGGAGUCCAUCGCCAGGCUUGAGAAAGAAAUCGAUGUCCUGGAGUUUGGAGAGUCAGCCCCAGCCGCCCCAAAGGAGAACGCCACAACCCCCAGCCCGGCCCGGCCCCCCUCUGCAAGCCCAGCCAAGGAAGAGCAAAAGUCGGAUGCCGUGGUGAAUUCUCAGCAGACCCCACUGGGCACCCCGAAAGAAAAUCGCAUGUCCUCCACGCCGGUGCGGACUCCGGGGGGAUCCACCAUGAUGAAGGCAGCCAUGUACUCGGUGGAGAUCACGGUGGAGAAGGACAAGGUGACCGGGGAGACCAGGGUGCUGUCCAGCACCACACUGCUCCCCCGGGACCCACUGCCUCAGGGCGUCAAAGUCUACGAGGACGAAACGAAAGUGGUGCAUGCCGUGGACGGCAUUGCUGAGAACGGAAUCCAGCCACUAAGCUCCUCCGAAGUGGACGAACUCAUUCACAAGGCCGAUGAGGUCACACUGAGCGAGGCAGGGUCCACAGCUGGACCAGCAGAGCCUCGGGGACUCACAGAGGAGGCCACCAGGACCACACCUUCAAGGAGGGAGAUCACAGGAGUUGAGGCUCAGCCCGGAGAGGCCACAUCAGGCCCGCCAGGCAUCCAGCCCGGUCAGGAGCCCCCGGUUACCAUGGUCUUCAUGGGUUAUCAGAAUGUGGAAGACGAAGCCGAGACCAAGAAGGUGCUGGGCCUCCAGGACACCAUCAAGGCUGAGCUGGUGGUGAUCGAAGACGCCGCCACCCCCAGGGAGCCCGCGCCACUGAACGGCAGUGCGGCUGAACUCCCAGACGCCAAGGAAGAAAACCAGACGGGGCCCUCGGCCACCCCCAGCGAUGCCCAGGAUCUUGACAUGAAGAAGCCUCGCUGUAGAUGCUGCUCUGUCAUGUGAGCCGUCGGGGCGCCCAAGUCCCCGAUCCCCGUCCUACGCUUCACACUCCGCCCAGCAGCCCGGCCCUCCCCGGCGCCUGCCCACCCUCACCCUCCGCCUCACAGGCCCCAGACACACGUGUGGUCCCUAUGCACCUCGAGUCGAGGGUGGGGGGUGCUCUGCCCGUCACCACACUCCACACUCACCCGAACCUCUGAGCCGUGCAUCUUCCCUUGGUGAGAGACAGGCCGACCCAUCUCAGAUCCCCUAAGAAUGGGGACCCCCCCACUCCAGGUCACAGCAGGUUUACACAGGCGCUCACGCCCAUCGUGGUCUCAGCCUGGUGUCCGCUUGCCACCCCAGGCCAGCCUGUCUGUGCCUUAUUGCUACUUUUGGGGAGUCUCCAAGGGGACCAAAAGAGAGGGUCUCCCUGGCCAGUGCGCCAGUGGCCUCAUGUGGGCAGGCGGGGUGAGGCCACACUUCUUUGGAGACUCAAAGUCUCCAAGUCCUAGGGUGGAGGACGGGCACCUGUGGAUUCCCCCCAGUAAGUAGCGGAGCUCACAAUGGGGUAGCCCUUCACUGGGGAUGGAAACAUCACCCCCAAGAUGGGGUCAUUGUUGGCAAGGCCCCAAGUCAGCCACUCCCUGUCCUGGGUCCCCCCUACCAUGCACACACUGGGCCCUUCUUCCUGGUGCUAAUUUUGGGACCCUUGGAGUCACCUCUGCCCUCUUUAGUUGGCUUGGACCAGGGUCCUGGGUUUCCCACAUACCCUGUACCCCAGAAGUCGGGGGUACGUCUGCCAGCGCUGCGGAGCCUAGCGUUUCUAGGCAGGUUUAGGUUGCCCCACACACGCCUUGGGUGGGAGUGAGGGAAUCCCCCCUCUGCCGCCUGGCUGGACAGGAACCGUGGCAGGGGGACACCCACCUGUGGGCAGGCGGCAGCAGCCGCCUUGGUCCCAGAGGCGCUGCCCUGCACUCAGCAGGCGCAGGUUCAGCCCGCUCCGCCCUCGCUGGCCUCGGAGGACCACGCCCCGUCCACGUCCCUUCCCUGGGACUCCAGCCUGGUGUGCAGGGUGCAGGACCACCUGUGGGGCCCUGUCACCACCCGCAGCUGCAGUAGGGCACGCAGAGGCCACGGAGUCUGUGUCCUGUCCUUCCUGUGGCCUGGAGGAGAGGCGCUCUUCCCCGAGGGGUGGCCCGUGGCCACGGCCAUGGUCACGGCGCCCCUACCUCUUCCUCCUCUGAGUCUGCCUGAGUCCCUGGAGCCCUGAGCCUCAGCUGAAGUGCCCUUGCUGCCCUUUCUGCUUUUGAUGUGUGACGAGGCCCCACCCCUCACUCCCAUGUUCUUGACUUUCCCAGAGAAAUAAAUUAAACAGAAAAAGUG